This is a messenger RNA of Triplophysa dalaica, 879 nucleotides long. It is a transcript of the gene hoxc1a, whose product is annotated as homeobox C1a. Gene Ontology annotation, biological process: regulation of transcription by RNA polymerase II. NCBI's taxonomy places the organism in Eukaryota, Metazoa, Chordata, Actinopteri, Cypriniformes, Nemacheilidae. Gene Ontology annotation, molecular function: RNA polymerase II cis-regulatory region sequence-specific DNA binding; DNA-binding transcription factor activity, RNA polymerase II-specific. Gene Ontology annotation, cellular component: nucleus. The record is from RefSeq and is a predicted model, not a curated record. The transcript has 2 exons.
AUGAAUUCUUAUCAAGGGUUCAUGGGCGGCGGGGACACAACUUAGCUUUUCAUUAAAGGCUAUCAUGCUACGGGAGUAAUGCGCCAGCAUCAGGACCACGGAGCUAAUACUGACGUUCGAACCAGGGAUGGCAACACUGGGGCGGACUUUCUUCAGGUUCAUUUUACGCAUUUCAGUGCCACGGCCACAGCCGCGUGUUCAAAGCCCUGUGAAGUCCCUGGCCAUACAAACUCGACCAGACACCCCUUCCCCCAUAAUCAAGAUUUCUAUAGACCAGUGGACCCUGUUCGACCCCAAGCCCCCUCCUUCCAAAGCUGCGAACAGGGUCUUUCCAGAACGGGCUGCUCGCCUUCCUCAGACACUUUGAGAACUUUCUCCGGUGAGCACUGUGGCCCAGUCAACACACACCUCGAUGGCCCAAGGCAGCAUCAAGCAGUUGAGGACAAUACCAGAUACGAGACUCUAAACACGUUAAAUGAGACAUGUCAAAGCGGAAAGACAUUCGAUUGGAUGAGAGUCAGGAGGAAUCAGCCACGUGCAGUCAAGACACAUUUGGUGAUAUGGUCGGACCCGGAGCCGAAGGCUGACCAAACCCGAGAUCUCGAUGAGAACUGCGCGAGCGGACAGACUGUCAGCGGACCCACUCGAACCAAUUUUACCACCAAACAACUCACAGAACUAGAGAAGGAAUUUCAUUUCAACAAAUAUCUGACUCGUGCCAGUCGGGUCGAAGUAGCCAACACUCUCCAUCUAAUCGAAACUUAAGUAAAGAUCUGGUUUCAAAACAGACGCAUGAAACAGAAGAAACUGCUACGUGAGUGCCUAGUUCCAGGAUAUAUGGUGAUUUCUGGUUGUGAAGAGGAUUCCACAUCAAACUAA